Molecule: messenger RNA, 6858 nt
Organism: Chroicocephalus ridibundus (black-headed gull)
Lineage: Eukaryota; Metazoa; Chordata; Aves; Charadriiformes; Laridae
Gene: PLEKHS1
Product: pleckstrin homology domain containing S1
Exons: 15
Coding region: 237-1613 (458 amino acids)
Source: RefSeq, a predicted model, not a curated record
UAAGAAGGCAGUCCCAAGGCAGGGCAGGGUCACAUCGAGUUUUGCUGCAGGAGGCAACACAGGGAAUCUGGAAAUAAUUCAAGGUGUUUUUCUCUAAGACCUUCUACGCCAUGAAGACAUUUUGCCUGCAACCGUGCAUGCAGUGAGAUGCUGCUCGGCAGCAAGCAAAGCGAAAGGGAUUAGCUUCAAGGUUUUUGCUCUCCUCACUACCUAUCUGGGUGGAAGAAUCAAUCAGGAUGGCUUCUUCAAGUAAAAGAAAUUCUGCAGUGACGACUCAAAAUACGUUUUGCCCUGAAGGUGCAGUCUGCAAGCACGGCUUCCUCAUCAAAUCACCACCUCUUCAACUUCUCAACUCGCAGAAUUCCUGGAAGAGGCGUUUUUUCAUCCUGUCCAAAUCCAGCAAGGGCAAUUACAUCCUGAAGUAUCUAAAAGGCCAGAACAUAAAAGGCUCCAUAGCUGUUGAUCGAAUCAUAAAUAUCGAAGUUGGCAUAAGCAAUUAUGAAAUUAUGGAAACGGUGAGGAAGAUGUUUAAAUGCGUUCCUGAACAGGUGAUGUCCAUCAGUACUGGAAACAGAUGUUACUACCUCAUCGGGAGCAGCAGGCAGGAAACAGAGGACUGGGUCACUGUGUUGUCUUCAGUCUGCGGGGAGGCCGAACGAGGUGGAUGCUGCCCUCAGACCCAAGAUCUUUCAAAUCCAGAAUUCAGAAGCCGGCCCUCCUCUUUGCCACUGUUCUUGAAUUCUUCAAGUACAAUCAGUUCCCUGGAAAGGCAAAGCUACCAGAAGGAGAAUGGUCCCUCAGAAGACAAGAACAGGCCUAAUUCAGAUCCUGGCCCUCAUCAGGCUCCAAGAAGAGUUUUUCCAAGCCUGGAUGAAGAUCUCGGAAAGAGUGAGGAAAACCUGCUGUCGUCAGAUACAGAUGAAGACAUCAAAAAGGACGAAGAAGACUAUUACCAAACUCCCCGCAGUGUUUUAGCAAAGUGCGCUGCUGAAGUAUCAAAGCCUGACCAUACAGCUGAGUCUGAUGUCUCUGUGCAAGAGAAGCCUGUGCAGAAGAACCCAGUAAAGGAGAACAUUUAUAUGUCAAUGAAAUCACUUAGGUUGCUGGAUGAGAGCUGCCAGGUCCCAUGCAGACGUGAUGGGCUCCCAUCUCUUCCCAAACACCAAGACAACGGUGCAUGUCCAAGAGACCUGGAAGCAAAGAGAGACCUAAAACUCCCUGAAAGCAGCCCCAGCCAGCAGCCAGCCCUCCAGGGAAGGCAAAAUUCAUUACCGCUUUCAGUGGUUCAGUUGUCUAUACUGCUCAAUCAAGUUAAAGAUGAGACCAAACUGCAGAUGUUGGAUAUUUUUGUCCCCCUGGCUGAUAUUAACAGCUACCUAAAACUUACCGAAGCUGCAGGACAAAUAUGCGUCUCACAGUGGACUGGUCCUCGCCAUCUGGGAUGUUUGUUUAACCACGGAGACCAUAUAGUGGCUGUGAAUGACCUGCAACCGCAGGACGUGGAGGAGGCUUACUUCUUCAUCAGCAGGUCCACAAGAAAGGAGGUGAAACUUACUGUAUGUAGGAUUCCACAUUCAGAUAUCUUCCAUGUUAAAGGCUGCUCAUGUUCCUGAAAAAUGACCUCGAUGAUUAAUUCAGAGGCCUGUUUGUGCAGAAUUCUGCAUGAAGACAGAGGGACACCCCAGUUCUGGAACUACAGAGGCUGACAAUGGAAGAAAAGACAUUCCUUGGGAGCUCUCCUCCAAAGCUGCCAUGGGACUCCUUUGCUCUGCCCUCCCUUUUGGAGCACAACAAAUCCGUUGCUGCCUGAGGAGUCUCUGAGAGGUGGGAUGGCUUGCCAUCACCACACAAGGCUUCUUCCAGCUCUGUAACUGUGUCAGCCUGCUGGGACAGUCCUCUAGGCCUGAAUCCUAAAAUCACAGAUCACCUAGUUCAAGAGUAUCCACUGAAGAUGUCACCUUCAACCUUUCCUGCCCAAGGUUUGCCUGAGCUCUUCUACUGAGCUUCAGAAAAGGGAAGUCCAAACUUUCCUGUGUUGUUCCAAGACUCAUCUCUCUGUAUAAUUAGGAAGUUUUUUUCUAGUAUUUAUCCUAGACGGUCUUUUUAGAAAAUUAACCUGAUUUUUUCUUGCCCUGUUGUCAGUGGGCAUGGGGAAUGCUUGAUUUCCACUGCCUCCAGAGAAAUCUUCAUUCUGGAAGGUGUUUUCUUCUGCCUGUUCUUCCUUCUCUCCUUUUUUAGACCAAACAUCCUGCAUUCUUUCAACAUUUUUUCAAACGUUUCCUGAAAGUGGUCAUAUAUGUCACUGAACUGUGAGACAAAUACCUUGUUCUCCAGUUAUGGGUGAGCAAAAGAGGUGAGAUCAGCUGUAACGCAAUUUCCUGGCAUUUCAUAGAGAAACGUUUCCAAAAAGAGGUGAACUAGCAAAGCAGCUGUGACCCGUAUGUGGUGAUGGGGUGGAGGAGACCCACCACCGUAGCACCCGCACGCGGCAUUGCUGCCCAAGCAGGGGUUGCGCAACGCAUGCUGCACCUCUCUGCCGUGGACGAAUGUUACCUUUGGACAAAAAUAGGAUUUGGGUAGAUAUAACCCACACAGGAUAAUUCCAGAACAUUUCAGAAAACUGAGGGAUUAAUUCUGUACGUCGGUAAACAGUUACUGAUGCGUUACCCCAUAAUUGAUCAUUAUGUCAGUUUACACAGUGAUAAAUGCAGAUAAUUAAUGUCACAUAUUGGCUGAUUCAUAACACUUAGACAAAUACAAUAUGGAAUUGACAUCGGUACAGUAAAUUCUGGUAGGGUGUGUGAAGUUGUCUGCCCACAUGUGAUUAAUAAAUGCAUUAACGCUUUACAAUACAUUGUAUUCUGCAAAUACCUCACUUUGUCCUGACACAGCCUCUCCUCAUUCUCCAAAGACUACCUGUAAUUUCCCAGAAACCUGCAGCUGAGUCACCAAACAGCCUUUUUUAAAAAAAGCUACCCUUAAAAAACAAGAUCAACCUCAUUCUGUAACGUUUUUCCCAAUGUGAAAAUUUUACCUUCCUUCAAAUGAGCAAAUUCCGCUAACUCUCUGGACUGCUUCUAGAAGCAACAACAGAGGGAAAUGGCUACGUGCACGGCGUUACCCAGUGCUCGCUUUCAGACCUGACGGGAAUGUCUUUAAACCCACGGUGUCUGAGGGGUAACUGGUAAUUUUUUAGAUCACCUACUGGCAUUUUAAAUGCGUCGUAUAAGCACACACUCUUAAAGAAAUAGGUGAUAACGUGGCUUCUUGUUGCAGCGUGGUCUGUGGUGUCAAAAUCUUUUCUCAGCCAGUCUCCAGGUAAGUUUUGGGUUGUGGAAGGUUCUUGACACAGAUGCUUAAAUUUGGGUUGCCCAGGGAAGUUGUGGAUGCCCCAUUGCUGGAGGUGUUUGAGGCCAGGCUUUGAGCAGCCUGGUCUAGCGGGAGGUGUCCCUGCCCAGGGCAGCGGGGGUGGGACUAGGUGACUUUUAAGGUCCCUUCCAAUCCCAACCGUUCUAUGAUUCUACAUCAUGCUGAAAUUCAGUGAAUCCACAGACUGGCACAUCUACGUAAAACACAGCUGGAAGAAGGCUGCAGAUCCUGAAACCGUCUUGCACUGCUGACCCCAUGAAGUCACCUGCUUGGACGCAGGGGCCAGUGCUGGCUGCAACGCACGCCACGUUGAAUCGCUCAGCAUCUGCCAACUGGGUGGGCAAGAGACAAAACCCAACCGACUGCAACACAGAUUACCUGAUUAGCUAAUGUUUAACAUGCUCCUCACUAACUUCUUUAUUUCCUGUCAUUGAAUACAACCACUGCCUCUAGGUUGUUUCUCUGGCUCUUAAUUCAUGGCACAUUCCCAUGCCACACUCACUCAUUAGUGGCUGCUAAUUUCCCCCCCCCCCGAAUUCCCAAAAAUGAAUCAUGCUCUUUCUACCACGGUAGUACCCUUCUCCAGCCAGAAAAUGGCAACUGUCCAGGAGAAAAACAAGUCCCGGAACAGAAAGAAAGUAUUGGUAAGAGAAGUCUCCAAAUCGGUGUGAGGUCAUUGAAGUUAAGAAACUAAAAAGCCCAUUGUGCAGCAAGCACAAACCAGCCCACACAGCCCCCGCGCUUCCUCUCAAGGGCAACGCUGCCGAGAACCGGGCUUGGAGUCAUACGCCAAUCGAGGAGAGCAGGAGUCCUGCGGGAGAACGAGUCCAGCCAGGAAAGGUUCUGUCUGUGUCCAUGCUGGAGAGAAGCUCUGCGCAGGCUGUGGCGGCAAUGCGCAGGACUGGGCGUUACGGAGCGUCCCUCCAACCUGCGGUACCCAGCCAGGCUGGCUGCACUGUGGCUGGACUUCCAGCAAACGGAGUCCAUAGAGGAGCGGCGGCAAUAAAGGAGAGCGAUCUCACCUUGCACACCGAGGAGUGGGUCAGGAGUGAGCUGAGGACACCAGGUGCUUAAUCUAUGUUUUGCCACAAAUUUUCCCGUGACCUCAGGGGAGCCGUUUCCUCGCACGCACUCAGUAAAAUUAAAAAGUGAUUUCGGACACGUUGGCAUCGCGCUAUCUCUUACAAUGAACGCGAUCUCCAGCAUCACAUUCAAUACUAUGAAUUGCUCCGGAGAACAUCUGCUCCUCCCAGAACAUCUGCUGGAAACGCCUCCAUCAGGCUUGUACGCUACAGGUGCGGAGGCCGGUUCCUCAAUGCCCCAUGCUACGGAGAGAUGCUGAUGUGCCCAUCCAGUGCUAAGGGAGAAGCCAUCCCCCGUGCCCUGCAGAAAGGCGGCUUACCCUCAGUCACCCCUCAGACAGCACCGUCGCGAGCGAACAUUGGGUGAUGCUCCCGCUUCCCUGCAGGGAACUGGCUCGCCCCAGAGAGCCGCACCGAGCAGGGUCUAUAGAAAUCUCCUCAGUCAAACGGAUUCGUCCAGUACUUCAGGCCCCAUUAGGGAAAAUACUAAUAUUUACAAGGGUACUUCCUCGCUGGCGCUCCCUUUGUGAGUGCAGGGGCCAGACAGACAGGGUACUGCCUCCUCCGCAGAAAGCCUUAGCCACGGGACCGCCUACCUUCAGGUUUGGGGAGCUGUCAGCGUAAUCCGAGAUGCGCUGAGGACUUUUUUGGUUUGCUUCCCAGGGACGAACAGCCGUCCCACUUACGUGCCUCGCCGUAGCCAGCCGCUUCCCUCCUGCGAGGAACUUGGAGCGUGCCGGGCAGUUCCUAGAAAUGCCACUGGAAUUUUAAAUGUUCCCCUUGGCCCCUUAUCACUUCCUAAUUUAUUGCAUCAUUUAAAGAAAAGGAGAGGCCAGCCAAGCUUGAUACAAAUCUUUCAUUCAGCAAAAGCACCUGAAGAGAAACAGGGAGGAUACUCGGCGGCCAGCAGCCCUUUGCUCGCUGGCAACAGCAGCUCAGGGACGCAGCCGUCCCACCGCCAUCUCACAGCAGGACCAGCUCUUCAGGGGCCACCAAGCCCCCGUGGUGGGAGCAGGGCUGGACUUGCAGCAGCGAGUGUCCGGCCGUGUUGAAUCUUCCCUCCUGGGGCGCCUGGGUCACUCUGCGCCAGGGAACUGGUCUCUUCUCUAACCCAGCACUGGAGGGUGAAGUUGAGCAGUCAGUGGGCACACUAAGACCGUGGCUACCAGUGGUGCUACACUGUGGUUUAAAAUGCCGAAUGUUUGCUAUUAUCGUCAUUCGAGAGGUGCUCCAGAGCCCUAGGCACAGGCCACCAGCCCAGCUCCUCCAGCUCCUCCCUGGGGUCUCUCCCCGAAGAGCUCAACACCUCUGCCACCAAAGCAAGCAAACCCUCUGCAGGGGACCAGUCUGCGAGGUCUCCUUAGACUCUCCUUCCCAGUUUGGUUCAGUUCUUCCGUCACGGCGAAGAAACGGAGAUAACAAAGCUGAUUAAAGGAGGUAAGAGCCAAGAGCAAAGUCCGGCAAGCAGUUGCCAGGUGGCCAGAGAGCAGAUGAGCCACCUGCAGCCUGCUCCACCUUUGGCCCUGGCACUCCCAGCGACAGAGGCCAUCAGCGCUGAUCGUGCCAGACAGACUGCUGCUGCGUGAUGCAGUUUAAGCGUACAUAAUCCCGGGCAGUGCUGUAGGAUAAUCACAAGGUUUGUAAUUGCAGGCUGAUAAUCUCAGACAGCUGCUGCCGUGAACACCAAGGAUGCUGCUGCCUCUGUCGGCAGCGUGAGAGUGCGGAUUGGCCAGACUGAUACAGAGACCGCCUUUCCUGGGACCCCGCUUCUGUUUUAGCCCUGCUCUAGACAGCAUCUAUCUGGAAUCACCACGGCGUGGUGCAGGCCUGUCUUCGAUGGCCCUGGGAACUGGAAAAACAACCUGCACAGAAAAACUCCCAAACCAAAAACCCAAAGCAAAAAGGUUUCUGACCUUUCUCCACAUGACAGAAGUUCCUUGUACAAGUGAAAUCCCUAAGUCCUUGCUCCAGAAGAGAAAAACAAAUCAAUCUAAGCCUCCAUCUCGUCAUCCCAGAAGAAAAAUGAGACAAGGGGGAAAAAAGGCUUGGAAGAGUUAGAGCGUAUUCCUUGUCUGCCCUUACUUUUCUGUGAAAAGGGCUGAAUUAUUAGUUGUACGCUACAAAACCCCUUUGGAAAGGCCCACUGAGCGUUUGCAUUUCUCAAACGUGCCCUUUCCCACCUGGAAACGUUGUUCUGGCAGACUGAGAGGAUGUUGUACAGUUGCCCGGGAUUUCUGGGCACUUGAACAUCCCAAAUCUGCGCGGGGACCAGCUCCGGUGCUCUGUGAAGCCUCAGCCCCGGCGUGCCUGUGCCGCGCAGACACGAGAAAACCAGCGAAGCUCAGCAGCCGCCGGGUCAGGGGCACAGGGGCACGUCCACCGACCAGUUCCCGUGCAAACAGUCCCG